Molecule: messenger RNA, 681 nt
Organism: Penicillium robsamsonii
Lineage: Eukaryota; Fungi; Ascomycota; Eurotiomycetes; Eurotiales; Aspergillaceae
Product: putative isochorismatase family hydrolase
Exons: 1
Coding region: 1-681 (226 amino acids)
Source: RefSeq, a predicted model, not a curated record
AUGGCAUUGGAAUUUCCCCUCCCCACAGCCCUGAUCCUGAUAGACAACCAAUCGAGCUUCUGCGAUCCAAAGACCAUAUCCAAUUGGGGCACCACACGCUCCAACCCGAAAUAUGAAACCAACCUCCAAGCACUUCUCUCUGCAUUCCGAGCUGCGAGAUCCUCAUCCUCAACGCCACUAGAGGUGAUCCACAUUUUUCACUCCUCCACAACCCCGGGAUCUCCGCUCCACCCUUCCAACCCUGAGGGUAUCCGUCCUCUAGACUUCGCCACCCCUGCCUCAGAUGGGUCGGAGCCUGUCUUUUGGAAAAGUGUCAAUUCCUCUUUCAUCGGAACUGGACUUGAAGCGCAUUUGCGUGAAAGGGGGUUCCGUCAACUUAUCAUUGCUGGAUUGACGACUGAUCAUUGUGUUUCAACUACCGUGCGAAUGGCGGCUAAUCUGGGGGUUGUGGAUCGGUAUCUUGGGGGUGGGCCCGUCCGCUUGAGAUCGGAUGGGACCCAUGAGAAUGAGGUGGAAGUUGAUAAGGGGCGUAUUGUGCUUGUCGAGGAUGCCACGGCUACCUUUGGAAAGGCUGGAAUUGAUGCGGAGACUGUUCAUAAGGUUUCUAUUGCUAGCCUUGAUGGUGAGUUUGCGGAUGUAUUUGCCACGGAGGAGGUUAUUGAGGCCUUGAGUAAGAUUUAA